CAUGGAGAAUUUUUUAACAAAAUGUGUAGUAAAAACGGAAGACUACGCUUUACAACAACUGAUGAUUUGGAUUUACUACGUGCAGUAGCUGCAGAAAAUCCGUUUGAAGAUAUUUUACGGUGGGGUGUAAUCCAUGAAACCGUUGUUACCAAUACUGGAAAACCCUUUACGCUUCGAGCAUUAAAAGACCAUUUGGAAUACUUGUUGAAAUUAUUUAUACAGGAGGAUAAAGCCAACAUCAAAAAAUCAGGAACUGAAGAGGAGUACGAAGAGAAGGAAAGGUUGUUACAAGAAUUACAUGAUUUAAGGAGAGAAUUCACGAGUAAAGCUACUUCAAACCAACCGCAGGUCAAAUCAAAGAGCAAAGCAGAUCAAUCCACAUCAAAAAAAUGCGGAAUCGAAGUGCGAGAGAAAGCAGCACAAGAAAGCAUUACAUACAUUUUACUAGAAGAUGGUACGCUAGUAAAUGAGACAAGAUACAAUAAGACUCUAGUGGGGGAUGUUGGGAGUUCUGCAUCAGGGUCAAACGAUAAUGCAGAAGUUUCAUCGGGAUCUUCAACUCCAACACUAUUGGAACCCUCUCACAAAAGAAUAAAGAGGGAAGAUAAGAUCAAGGGCUGUUUAGAAUUUUUGAACAAAAGAACAUACCAGGAAUAUGAAUUGAAACAAAAACAAUUAAACUUAGAAGAACGUCGUCUUGCAUUGGAGGAAAAGAAAUUAGCUGUGGAGGUACAGAAACUUGAAGCGGAAAAAGAAGAACGAAAAAUCCAAUUAGAUGCCGAAAUUACAGAAAGAAAAAAUCAUACGAUAUUAAUGCAACAACAGCAACACUGCUAUGUGGUUUAUUAAACUAUCUAACACAAAAAAAUCAUGAUUA
Photinus pyralis (common eastern firefly) is the source of this 877-nucleotide messenger RNA. RefSeq lists its product as uncharacterized. Bases 22 to 849 code for a protein of 275 amino acids. NCBI's taxonomy places the organism in Eukaryota, Metazoa, Arthropoda, Insecta, Coleoptera, Lampyridae. The record is from RefSeq and is a predicted model, not a curated record. The transcript has 4 exons.